Striga asiatica is the source of this 3886-nucleotide messenger RNA. The record is from the annotation of a GenBank genome assembly. Lineage: Eukaryota; Viridiplantae; Streptophyta; Magnoliopsida; Lamiales; Orobanchaceae.
UUUAUGUUGUUAUAUUGGGUAGAUUAUUAGGUUACCGGUAAUUUCUGCUUUCGAACACAACCUAGGAUUUAAUUGUGCCCCAAACACGUUCUUUUUAUGAUUUCUAUGAACGUUGGAUAUUUUAUCAUGUUGGGACUCCUCCUACCUUUGUGAUGGAUUAAUAUCAUGUAAUUUCAAUCUACUUUUUGAAAUGUUGCCAAAUGUUUGUAUAUGUAUUCUUGGAGUCAGGCAAAUACAUUGAUAAGGUUAGAAAUAUUUUAAGCUGCAAUUUUUUGGGGCUCUUUUAGACUAAAUUUGAGUACGCCGUGCGUGCACGGCGUGACUCAACUAGUAUAUAAAAUAUAUUCAAGGCAGGUUUAGUGCUCUAGCUAACUAGCUAUUUGCUAUAUCUAAUGAUUCGGGUUGGUAUUAUUGUAAUUGUUUCUAAGAAAUUGAUGCGUUUUUCUACAAUAUUUACCAUACAAUCUCCAUGUACCUUUUUAAUUAUCUAUAUAAGUAGAAAAUUACUAUAUUCAUUUUUAAAGUUUCAUUUAUCCAGCAUUUCUUUCAAUUUAAUGAAGAAUAGUAGCUAUUACCUUACUAUCCAAAUAAGUCUUGAUCUUAUGCUCUGGACUUCCGUUUUUAUUUUUGUGUAAUGCUAGAACUAAAGUGAUUUUUUUCAAUAACUAAACAAUACUAUUUAUGAUAGCUAUUUUCCAGACAUUCAGAAUUCACUUUCGUAGGGAAAUUUAAUAGGUUGCUCUGGAAAAAGUGAAGCUUAAAUUUCAGUGAUCUUAUCAUUUCUUUUUAGAGGCUUAGGUUGAUUAUUUACAGCUUUCUUGUAGAGGGAUGUAUAACUUGCCUCAAGAACGAGAAUAAAUUAAAAGGGUUAAAAGUUUCCAAUGAAAUUUUCUGUAGAAAUAAGACAAAUUACAGGCUUGCUCCAAUUUUGAUAGUAUUAAUUACACAACAAAGGACUAAUGUGCUCCUAUUCAAUUGUUUGUGCAAUUAAUUCUAUUUGUUGGAUUACUAAAAGUUUAUGGACGUUGAAUUUAAUGGAAAGACAACUGAAGAAGGUAAAGGUUUACAAAAGAUUUUACACUCCUCAGUACAUUUAUUAUGUAUCCUUAGCAAAAGAUUUACACUCCCAAUUAUGCUUCUUAUGUGCUUUUUCCUGCAAGCCUAUCAAAGGUGGAUGGGGGAGUAUAUGUUUCUCGGUUGUGCAGUACCAUUUUGUUAUCCCUAUCUAAUGAAAACUUUGUGAGCCACACGCUGAUGCUAUGUCCUUAAUUCAGCUUUACAAGAACUUUUAGUUGUUUAGUGCGUGCAGUAGAAGACAAAUUGAACUUCCAAUAAAAAAGGGAAGCGUCGGAAUCCGACAAACAAAUAGAAUUGUGAUGGCCAUUACUGAGGGUAGCAGAAGAGAUAAGGGUGUGAGGAUUGGAGGUGAAAAUGCAGGGAGAUAUGUUCGAUACACCGAGAAACAGAUUGAGGCUCUUGACAGAGGUUAUGCAGAGUGCCCAAAUCCAAAUCGUUUUCAGCGGGCAGAGAUUAUUCGUGAAGAACCUGCUUUGAGGGGCCUAGAUAACAAACAGCUAAAAAUCUGGUUUCAGAACAGAAGAAGUCGUGAGAAGCAGAAGAAAGAAAGUGACGAUAUCAUGUUAGAAAACAGGCGGUUGACUGCGGCAAACAAUCUUUUAAGGCAAGAGAAUGAUGAAUUGCAGCAACAGUUAACAUCUCAUAUUACGACCUUUGAUUUGGACCAUCUGCUUGAAGAGCAUCACCCUGAAAUGAGUAGUACAGCGGCUGAUAAAAAUAACAGCCUUUUCUCACUGGCUGCAGAAAUCAGGAAAGAGUUCCUGUCCAAAGCUAUUGGAACUGCUAUUAAUUGGACCCUUGCUCCGGGGCUGAAGCUUGACAGUGUAGGUGUAUACGGUACUUUAUACAUCCCUUCUACUUGUGAUGGAGUGGCAGCUAGGGCGUGUGCUUCUAUAACUUUUGACCCUUUUAAGGCAAGCUCUAUAAUUAUCUUCUUGGAACAUGCUAUUUAUAUUCUUUAUCUUGAAAUGACAUUUGAAAUGCUCAAGGACCGCCCUUCCUGGUCGCGAUUUUGUCGUGGUAUGGAUGUUGUUGCCGAGUAUCCUACAAAUGGGGGAGCUAUUGAAUUGAUCUACACGAAGUACUAUGCCCCAACUACCAUGGCUUUGGCUCGAGAUUUCUGGACAUUAAGAUACUCUUCUGUUUUAGAUGAUGGCAGCUUGGUGGUAUGUGAGAAGUCAAUUUCUGAUUCUGAUGCUGGUCCAAGUUCUCCCGCUGCACUUGAAUUUGUGAGAGGGAGGAUGCUGGCUAGUGGUUAUAUGAUUUGUCCUGGCAAAGGGGGAUCAACCAUACAUAUUGUUGAGCACUAUGAUUUUGAGGCAUCAUCUAUUCCGGUGGUGGUGCGCCCGCUGUAUGAGUCAUCUGAACUUCUGGGGAAGAAGACAAUUGUUCCAGCACUUCUCUAUAUUGAGCAUAUGGCCAAUGAGACAAGUGGCAUCCCAAGACAUUCUUGCUAUGAGGAUCCUGCUCUUUUGAGAUGCUUCUGCCUAAGACUUUCUAGGAGCUUCAAUGAUGCUAUCAAUUGUUUCUCUGAAGAUGGAUGGACAUUGAUGAAUGCUAAUUCUAGUGAUGAUAUUAUUAUGUCCACCAAGCGAACCACUAAUUUUGGAGUCUAUGCAAAUUGUGAUAGUAUACUUUGUCUGAAGGCCUCUUUGCUGCUUCAAAAUGUUUUCCCUGCAAGCUUGGUGAAGCUUCUGGCGGAGUGUCGUGCGGCUUGGAUGGGCUUCAGUUUUAAUGAUCAUAUAGUAGCUUCAAGUCCUGCUCCCUUUGCAUUUCAAGGAAUUGAUAUUUCCUGUGUAUCUGAAUUUUCUGCACUGUUUGGCCAAACCAAUAACAAGGAUGAGGCAGUAGAAAUUAUUCGUCUGGACCGUGCUGAUCGCCAGCGUAAUUAUUAUUUGGGGGAUUUUGUUCAUUUGCAGAUGAUUAAUGGAAUGGCAGACAAUGGUUUUGGAGCUUGCUCAGAACUAAUCUUUGCACCAAUCGAUGAAACUAGUCCCAAUGAUGCUUCUUACUUAUCUUGUGGAUUUCGAAUCUUCUUGUUGGGUUCAGAUACAGCAAGCAGUGGCCUCCCACCCUCAAUGCUGGUUCUAGCCUUUCAGUUUCCUUAUGAAGCACAGAAUCUGGAUGAAAUCGAAGCUGUGGCUAAGCUAUAUGUGAAACAUGUAAUUUCCUGUGUGAAAAUGAUUUCUGAGGAAGUAGCGUACGUUGGAUUUGUGAACCCUGCAGAAGCAAGUAGUGCUAUUUUCUCUCGAGAAACAUUUUCUGAGAACCUAGCUAGCAUGAUACACCAAAGCUAUAGAUCGAGUUUAGGUGUGGAUAUGAUUGGCUUGAACCUUGAGACUCCUAAUUCAUUGUCCGAUCAGAUACAACGUCACCAUUAUGCUAUACUUUGUUUCUCGUCCAUGUCUGACACAGUAUGCGUGUAUGCAAAUCGAGCUGCUCUUAACAUGCUACAGACCACACCAGGAAAUCUCCAAAUGCUCACUGUGGAGAGGUUUUUUGUCGACUCUAAUAUUUCACUUGCUCCAGUGUUCCAGACUGUAAUGCUGCAGGGGUAUGCUUUUCUACCACCUGGACGCUUUGAGUCUGCAAUAAAUCGCAUGGUUUUUUAUAAGCAAGCUUUGGUGUUGCAGUUGCAGCCACCAGAUGGUUCUUUUAAUGGCUUUGCAUUGGCCUUCAUAAACUUGUCCUUUAUCUAAUAAAUGUGUUCUUCAGUUCUUUUUUGUUUUUAAAAAAAUAGAAAUAAUAAUUUUCAUUUAGAAGACGGGAGAGUUUGGAUUGUUUUGACUGGGAUUUAAUUUUGAUGGGA